AUUUACGUCAUUCUUCAACUUCAAUGGAGUAGUUUGUUUAGUGUUAUUGUAAAUUAGUGAUUUUCAUCGUUUUUAGUGAUAAAUGUUGUAUUUUGAAAUGAAAUGGAAGGAUCUAAUUGCAAACAGCCCAUCAAUUGUGCAGGAUGUCUGAACAAUGUCGGUGAUGAUGACUAUGUCUCGGCACUGGGACAAGAUUGGCACAAGGACUGCUUCAGGUGCUCAGUGUGCGAUGCUGCACUGUCAACAUGGUACUUCGAGAAAGAGGGCAUGCUGUUCUGUCAGAAUGACUACUGGUCACGCUUCGGUGAAAACUGCUUGCAAUGUUCACAGGUGAUAACGGGCCCGGUGAUGUGCGCGGGCGCGCGACGCUUCCACCCCGAGUGCUUCGCGUGCGCGCGCUGCGCCGCGCUGCUCGACGACGCGGAGCCCUACGCGAUCGUGGGCCGCAUGGCGCUCUACUGCGGCGCAUGUUACCCUUUGCUUCCGGGGCACGAGACGCACGACACCCUCGAGGUACAAGAACCCGCUACCGCUUUGAAACUGGCGCCCGCCGCUGACAGCCUAGCUCUGACAGUGCAACAUUCCGGUUGCAAGGUGUCGGCGGCGCGUGCGCUCCUACGCGCCGCACUGUCGCUCUGCAUACAACUCACAUGCCAUAGGCUCGACUCAGCUUGCGGUGUUCUGACCCUGAGGGUCGGCGAUCGAGUGCUGGAGAUCAACGGGUCACCAGUUCGAAGCCGGCCCGACCAACUCGACCAGGGUUUAUCGCCUCCAAAUAACGUCAUACAGCUAACCAUAGAGCAGAGCCCGUGUAGCAGCCAUUCCAAAUGCAAUACGGAGGAGUUGGACGACAAGCCGAAACAUGACGUCAAGUCGCCAGUGCAGAGGAAGAUACUCCGGGAGGACCUCAGGAAGAACAUUCCCAAGAUAUCGCUGCAGGAGGAAGACGAAGGGGGUCGCAAAGAGAGACUGUUCAAGCGCAAAGGGGAGGAAGGGGGUAAAGUGAGGCUGAAGCGGAGACAGACCCCCGCCUCCCCCCUCCUAGGGGACAAGGAGAGAAGCAGCAGCAUGCCCAAAUUGCUCGACCCUAGCGAGUCAGGGUGCGAGUGCGGGGCGGGGGGGGGCGGAGUCCUGCGCUGCCGCUCGUUCCGCGCGGAGCCCGCCAAGGGACAGGUGUUCCGCGCGCGGGAUCUGCUGCAGGGUGAACUGCUCGGCUCCGGAUUCUUCGGCGAGGUGUACAAAGUGACGCACCGCGACACCAACGAAGUGAUGGUGCUCAAACAGCUGUACAGAGUGGACGAGGACGCGCAGAGGAACUUCCUCAAAGAGGUGGCGGUGCUGCGGUCGCUGCAGCACCCCAACGUGCUGCGCUUCAUCGGCGUGCUGUACAAAGACAAGAGGCUGCAUCUCGUCACGGAGUACGUGGCUGGGGGCACCUUGCACCAGCUGUUGCAGGACCGCGCGCGGGCGCUGAGCUGGGUCGCCCGCGCGCGGCUGGCGCGCGAUGUGGCGGCGGGCGUGGGCUAUCUGCACCGCAUGAACGUCAUCCACAGGGACCUCAACUCUCACAACUGUCUCGUCAGGGAGGACCAGACGGUGAUCGUGGCGGACUUCGGGCUGGCGCGCGUCGUGCAGCGCACGGCCAGCAGCGCGCACGCGCGCGACGCGCUGCGCCGCAAGCGGUACACGGUUGUGGGCAACCCGUACUGGAUGGCGCCGGAGAUGAUGAACGGGAACGUGUACGACGAGAAGGUGGACGUGUUCUCGUUCGGUAUCAUCCUGUGCGAGAUCAUAGGGCGGGUGUCGGCCGACCCGGACGAGCUGCCGCGGCGGCCGGACUUCGGGCUCAACGAGGCCGCCUUCCUCGACGCCUUCUGUCGCCCGCACGCGUGCCCGCCGCCCUUCUACAGGGUCGCGUUCCUCGCGUGCGACCUGGAGCCCGAUGCGAGGCCAACCUUCGAAGUGAUGGAGAUCUGGCUGGAGAGCCUGGUGCAGUGGCUGUCGGGCGGCGGGCCGGGGCUGCUGGGCGGCGCACUGCCCGGGGCCGCCGCCGCCCCGCCACGCGGUGAAUCCACCCCUGACCCCGACUACGCCGUCUUGUGUGAUGGGGUGCUCAAGUCGCGGUCGACGGUGACGAUGCUGGGGUCGCAGCGUCCGCGCGCGCUCGGCAAGUGCGUGUCCGCGUCGCACGUCGCGCGCGUCGUCACCGUGCGCGCGCGGCGCCGCACGCGCUCGCAGCACGCGCUGCACGCGCACGCGCACGCGCACGCCGCGUACAUACUCAGGGCGCACGGCAACAGCAUUGACAUUACCGAGGUGGACGACAUCAGCCUGUGGCUGGACCCUCCCCCCCUCAAGCGCAGCUCCCCCGCCUCCCACCUCCACUUCCCCCCCGACACAGACGUCACGGACAAGCCACAACUACCCGCCUUCCUCCGCAACCAAUCGGUGGAAGGCCUCGAGUGUCAGACCAAGCACCUCCCCCCCCCGCCCAUCUGCAGACACGACAGCAUCCCAGAUCAUUGCGACCUGACUUACGAUUCUGAUUCCUCUGACGACGAAGUUACCGAAGUCACAGACUUAAACCUCAAGAGGAAUACCGACAAUUUUAAUGAUAACUUUUUUGACGAUACGAGAAACAAAAUAGCGGACAUGGUCAAAGAGAAUCUGACAGCUAAAAAGUCGAGUUAUGAUGUCAGUAAUGUCACAUUUGGCUACCCAGAAAACGAGAGGAAGAUACCCGAAACAGAUGACAGGAGAUACAAUAUAGACCAUCUGAAGAAAAGUCCGCUGAUCGCGCAAGGGAUUAAAAACAUUCCCGUAGUCGAAGUACAAAAACCUGCGGAAAAAACUAAUUUUUUCACAAAAAAAUUGCUGUCGCCGAAACUCAGUCGGUUAUUCAAGCCGAACGCAGCAGAAGUGGUGAGAAGCAAGCCUGAAACUAGCGAGAACAAAGAAGAGAAGUCUAAAAGCAAAUUCUUCAUUCACCGGCCCACGUCUCCGGGCAAUCUCGGACGGACUUACAAAGUUAGACCACUGGACUCGACUAGACAAGACGUGUUGAAAAGUGAUCUAAAACUUGCCAGUCUCGGGAAGCCCAUGACUCCAAUAUUCCGGCGACACGUGCCCGAGAGACCAGAGUUCGCAGACGGCAGGUUCAGCUGCCGCGAUCGAAGGACAAAGGAGAAAAAUCCAGAACCGAAAUUCGUCGAUAUCGGACGGAAUAGAAUAAAAACACCAGAGAAAAUUAAGAGCAACCCUUUGAGCACGGUUUUGGAGAAGGAGAAAGAGGGGGAGAGGAGGAGGGAGGCGGGGAUCUCGAGGAGUAAUUAUGUGAGUUUGGCCAAUUUGAGGAUCAACGGUCGCCCGAGACCGCGGCCGGUCGAAGUUUCGCCCACUGAGAGAGCGAUAUAGGUCUUGUCUUAAGCUUUUAAAUUCACGCCCCACUUUUGACAAGAUUCUGUUUGUCUUUUGUUUUCAGUCACACAUUCCAAUUACCAAGAUACCAAAAUUGUUAAAUUGUCUGUGGUGGCUCCCUCUAGAAAGGUUUCUCAGUAGGGGGCGCCACUGUGUUUCAUUCCCAACAUUAAGAAAGCAGUCCCAAUAUUUGCAUUCCACGAAUAAACGUAUACAUUCCUAAUGUUUCUCAUCCCGUUUUGAUACGGUAUCAUUGUUUAAGUGGAUAUUUUUUUGGAGAAUAGUUGGAUAAGACUAUUGUUAUGUAUCAUAUUACAUUAUGUACUUGCCACAUUGAAAUUCAACCUCGCGCAGCGCGAAUUUUACACACACCACGACCAUAGAUCAUUUCACUCUAUGGUUAGACCAUAGCAAAAAGCGGAUAUAUGUUUACAUCUAUCUUUUCUUCCAUUUAAGUAAUCCAUUCCAUAUUACUAUUUAACAUUUCAUUUGUCAUAUUUGUUCGCGCACCCAGGGGUUGGUUAAUAUACAUUUGUUGAAUUUAUACUUGUACUUAUAUAGGCUCUAUAUUAUAUAUUAAACGUAUGUACCUACUCACGUGUAUUCGGAAGCCAUUUACACGAAUCAAAAAAAACAUUGGCAAAGAAUAAAAUACUUUUCAUCAAAAUAAUAUUGAAUAGUAAUUUAAAAAAUUGCUAAUAUUUAAAAUUUUCUAUUUGGCGCUCUAAAUUGUUAAAAUUUAUACUCUUCCUUUUCGAGUAAUUAAAAUUAUUAUAAUAUCUAUGUAUAGUAUGAAAUUCAUUCCUUAUAACAUUAUAAUAUAUAAUAUAAUCUAUUCCAAUAAAUUAGAAGUAAUUUUUUGGCAAAUAGCGUUUAUAUCUCAGAUUACGGGAAGAGAUUCUUUGUGAAAAAGUAAUAACGCCCUUUAUGGGAGCGUACAGUAUUGUUGUAUAGCGAUUAGUAUAGUGCGGUGCCUUGAAACAAGACUGCGCGGCUUGUCAAUUUAUUAGCGGCCGGGGACUUCACUUGGACACGAUAUAAUAUAUUAGCUAUUGCCCGCGGUGUCCUGUUUGUCCUCUUUUUAAAUAUAUAUAUAUUUCAAAUUUCUUCAAAAUUAGUCCAUUACAGAUACUUUCGCAUUAAUAAUAUGAUGCUAUUUAUGGACUAGUCCAAGUGAAAAUUCCGACAUUACAGUAUACACUCGUUACGUUCAAUGUUUAGAAUUUUGUAGUUAUAUAUAUUUAUUUAAAUUUAAAUUAGGAAAUUUGACGUUAUAUAUGCAAUAAUUAAGACUAUUUUAUGCUCUUUGUAAGUGAGCUAAUUCACUUUAAAAAGUGAGUUUAUUUAAGUAUUUUGCUUGAAUUUUUUUAUCUUUCCAUAUGUAAUAUACAUAAUAUAAAAGUGCCAUUUAUAUACAAAUGUUAUGUACAGUCGGCUACAUAUUACUUUAGUCCUGCCUAACUGCCUAAAAACGCAUUAAACGUUCAUAUUCAAUUACAACAUCAUACAUUGGCAAAUAAAUAUGCCUUGAUAGAUUCAAAUUGUGUAGUAAUAGAAUCAUUACCUUAUACGGGGUAAAAUUAACAUACAUACGACGCGUUUUGUAACAGCUGUAUUAAAGUUUUUAAUCUGUAGCCCACUGAGCAUACGUGAAAUUCGAAAAUGUGUUAUUUAUAUAUCGAUACCAUUCGGCAAUAGAAGCAGAUUGACUGUGCCUUAAAAAUGUAUGAGAAUGUUGACACGAAUAUCUUAAUAUUUUUGGAUUUUCGCAUCUCAUAACAUAUUAUUCGUAAAAAAGUUAACCAAACGUUAACAACCGUACGUUACGAUAACAAACGUAAAAACCAAUUUCAGUUAAAAUAUGGCUUGUCUCGAGUUGUCAAGCAUUGUAAAAUGAAACAAAACACAUUUUAACUUGAGUAAAAGGAACUAAAAGUAACAUUUGUAUGAAAUCACUAUAGGCUGGUGCGAAAACGAAACCAUAUCGACUUUUAAUUUGACGACAGAGCCAUCUAGUGAUAAUCUUCAUAACUAAUCAGACAAUUAUUAUGUUUGAAAAAAUGGACUGUACGAAUGCGGUAACUUUUGCGAAAAAGCGUAUACGAAAAAACAAUUAAGUUUUAAUUAAUCUGCUACUACUGCCUCGGAUUUUUUUAUAAUAUUUUAUGUUUACACUUAUUUUUAUAGCGUUAAGGGAUUCUCGGCAAAUAACUCUAUUAAUUUAUUAACUUAAGCUGUAAGUUGAAGUCUGAUUUGUUUCUCUCGACAGGGUGCCAUGAUACUUUUAUGAUUUUGUUGAGUAGGUUGAGCGAUAGGCCGCAUCAUGAGAUACAAGCCUACAUUUCAUUACGACAGUAGUGGCACGAAAUUAAGUUUCCUGUUAAUAUCGCCAAAAGUUCACGUGUAGACGUCAAGUUUCAUCGUGAUGUCAGCGCGUGCAUUGCAGUCCCGAAACCAUUUUCGCGCCACAAGUUUCCUAAUGAAAAUUAGGUUUUAUAUUGAAUCGGUGUUCCAAACUGUGUGUGGUUCCAAAUUGUAUACUUGAAGUACGGUGUGGCAAUGCGCGAUUGAAAAAAAUGUUUUUUUAUAUACUUUUAUAAUAUGCGAGCUAUAUUUCUGAAAUUAUGCAUACUUUCGUCAUAAUAAAACAUCAAUGAAUAAAACUUGUAGUUUUAUUCAUAGAUUAUUUAACAAAUGUUACCAAAAUGUUACAUAAAUGUUGUUUUUAAAAAAAUAUAUAAUUUCAAUCGUGCAUUGGUUUCUCGAAUUUCUAUUUAAGUAUCUGAUCUUGUAAUCUCAUUUUUUUAUUUCGAGUGUAGUCCGUGCUCAGUUUACCUUAUCUGUGAUACGUUUCGUUUAUAAUGAUCGUGUAACAAUCGUACAGUAAUACCACGUUUAUAAGUAAUCUCGGCAAUGUUCGACGGCGCAGAACAGUAUAACCGACCGCCGACUCUGGCCGAAUGAGAACAUUAGUGAAAUAACGAACUUAUUGCUACUUCAUAAGAUUUUAAAUCCAAAAACAACAGGAGUCGUGCUAUCUCGCUCAUAAUAAUUGUACGAUCGCGUCGGGGAGUGGCGCUCCAGCGAACUCCAGACAUGGAGCGUACGCAGGCAUUAGCCAAUAGCGAAAGGUUUUGUUCGCGCGUCCAAAUGGCGCAGAUAUUUUCGCGCCGUGCAAAAAAUUGAUUUCUGCGCAAGUACAUCGGUGUAACUUAUUAAAGUGGUAGUACUGUACUAGAGUUUUAGUUAUAUAUUUUUUGAAUUUAUUCUUCAAUAAGUUUAUUUGUUAAGUUAUUAAUUACACAGGCAAAGCUCUUCGCGCGCCUGCUACACCUUUGGUUUAUUAACAUAUACCAAGAACCAGGCAUAUUUUAUAAUCUGCCAGUAAUGCGCCGUGAGAAACCUUGCAAUGAAGUGAGAAAUAUAUAACAGUUUAGCCGUAACAUAUACAAACGUGAUAUUUUUAUUCACAUGUUUACGAUUGUAAUUGUCUCGCAUUGUUUCUAACAGAGCAUAUAUAAUCCAUAGUUUUAUUACAAAGAGCUUUGCCUAAUCGUUAACCAAUUAACUCUUACCGAUAACAACGAGUCUCCGUCGCCUUCCACGCGUUGUAUUGUUUAAGUACAAAUCAAUAAAGGAAUAUAUUCAUAAUAUUUCA
This is a messenger RNA of Plodia interpunctella (Indianmeal moth), 7075 nucleotides long. RefSeq names its product LIM domain kinase 1 (gene LIMK1). Gene Ontology annotation, biological process: actin cytoskeleton organization; protein phosphorylation. The record is from RefSeq and is a predicted model, not a curated record. Bases 103 to 3414 code for a protein of 1103 amino acids. The transcript is spliced from 18 exons. Gene Ontology annotation, cellular component: nucleus; cytoplasm. Gene Ontology annotation, molecular function: protein serine/threonine kinase activity; ATP binding; protein binding. NCBI's taxonomy places the organism in Eukaryota, Metazoa, Arthropoda, Insecta, Lepidoptera, Pyralidae.